GACAGAACAGGGGGUUUACCGGACAUUUCCACAACACGGUGAUAAUUUUCUGGUAUCUACAGCACUGAUAAAGCAUCCAGUGUAUUUCUUAAUUAUCAAUUAUUGUUUAAAUAUGAAUUACUUGAACAUUAUACAAUGACACCAGCCUGGGAGGUGAUGAGUAAAGUUGAACGGUCCAGGAAAUCCGUGUAUUUACAAACAGGCGCAGCUAACAGCAGACGGCUAAUGGACAGAGCGGAGGACGGAUUAGCUGACGGCUAACCGAGGUGAAAAAGCUUUUCCUGGUGGGUCUGCAGAGUUUGUCAGGAACAGCUGCAACCAUGACGUGUGACAGAAGCAGCGACGAUACUAAAAACGACAAAAAAUCGCCUGAAAGCAGCGCUACUACGGAGUACUGCGCUAAGUUGCAGCAAUGGAUGUGGCAGUAUUAUUGGGGCUACGCCAACUGGCAGAGCUGGUUGGCGCUGUCCGCCUUCCCCUUCCCUCCGUCUUGUGGUGUCCCUCCGCCGGGCACAGGCGCCCAGACACAACCGGGGGCACCUGCCUCGACCUCCGGGAGCGAGGUUUUUUAUGACACACGGACCUGGUACAGCUACCCGUAUCCUCUCGGCUUCCCCGCAUCCUCUCCUCACCCGGGUGGUACCCACAGCGGGCAGAGGUUCAGCCGCCACCACGCUCACAGCGACUGAUGCCGCCCAGCGCAGCAGCAGGACGGGAACCCUCCGCAGGCAGGACGAGAGUACACCAUCCCCUCUCCUCUCCAGAGGUUGGCAGAGACAGUGGACUUCUUUAUCCUGUUUUGCGUGAAGGCCACCAUUGUGCUGUGGAUCAUGCAUCUGAGUGGGAUGAAGGAUAUUGCCAGAUUUAUUACUCAGUUCAUUGUGGAGGAGAUUGAUGAGAACACGUCCAUGGAGGACCUACAGAAGAUGAUGGCGGUUGCUCUGGUCUACAGGGUGCUGGUGUGCGUCUAUGAGACGAUCUGUAUCUGUGCUGGUGGUGCUACUCCUGGGAAGUUCCUGCUCGGCCUGCGGGUGGUGACGUGUGAUACGUCCACUCUGGUUCGACCCAACCGGGUUCUUGUGGUUCCAGCAUCUAACGUCUCCCUCUCAGCCUCUACUGUGCGGGCGUUGAACAAGAACUUCUCCAUUGCCUUCCUCUUUCCUGUCUUCAUCACCCUCCUCUUCUUCCAGCACAACAGGACUGUGUAUGACAUUGUGGCGGGGACCAUAGUUGUCCAGCGCAGAGGGGGCAGGUAGCUGCCUUCUUACUGCAGACUCUCUUCUACUUGGCAUGGAUAAUAAACCACACACAUCUGGAGAAUUUAUUGAUACCUGAUUUAGUGACGGACUGGCGAAGGACUUUUCUGAAUGAAACUUGGACUUGCACUUUAAAAUGAAAUGUAUGCAGAUUGUGGGACAGUGUCAUUACAAACACAUGUUGUGCUGUAAGGCGUUUAAUUUACACCGCUGGACAAACAAAUAAGCUGUGAGGAGAACCUGUUUAAGUAUUGUAAGUUUUUGCUAACUGAAGCUAAAAACGGUGCUUUCAUGGGAUAUUCUGAGUUUUCUCCUCAUCUAUGGUAAAUUUUAAUAUACAUGUUAUGUUUCUGUAUAUAAUUUGUUUAUUCGGUGUGAAGCUGAAAGCUUGUUUGGGGAGGAUUUGACAACUCUUUCCUUUGGUGACCUCUAGUGGCUGUUACUGGAACUGCCCUAAGAUGCCCAUCUUAUUUUCACAUUCAUUUUUCGACAGAGACAAUCCCAUCUUUAUCAUUCUUUCAAACUAAUUUAUUUCAGAAUAAGAGUCCUACAGACACGAGCAACGUUAAUAGGUUGUAGACUUUGACAUUUUCUCAUAUGCAUUUUAUCUUAUUUUGUUCAAGGUAAUACUAGUAAUCUUUUCUGUCUUAUGUUGUGAUAAUUCUUAUAUACAUUGAAGAAAAACAUGCAAACAUGCCAGGCUUCUUUCUGUCCAUACUCUGUGCCUAUGAAUAUUUUGAUGAAGUAUUGCUUUGAUAUGCUAAAAUGUAACAAAACAACACACACAAAAAAAUCUCGUGGGUGUAUGAGGUUCCAAUGUGAGAAAUGAUGUUUGUAAAUUCUCUGCUCAUAUUUUGUGUCUUCAAACUUGUAAUUUUUGUGACUCAGGGCAAAUGUUUAGCAUCAGGAACCACAGUUUGUCUCGACUGAUUAUUGAAUGCUAUUCAUGGUGUCAGAAUUUUACUUAUGCACAAUGUAAAACUCUUCUGGUAUUACAUAUUAUCACUGAUUAAAUCACAUUUUACAGUCCAGCUGACAUAAA
Messenger RNA from Acanthochromis polyacanthus (spiny chromis), 2298 nucleotides. RefSeq names its product family with sequence similarity 8 member A1a (gene fam8a1a). The record is from RefSeq and is a predicted model, not a curated record. Lineage: Eukaryota; Metazoa; Chordata; Actinopteri; Pomacentridae.